Molecule: messenger RNA, 1984 nt
Organism: Daldinia caldariorum
Lineage: Eukaryota; Fungi; Ascomycota; Sordariomycetes; Xylariales; Hypoxylaceae
Product: putative secretory lipase
Exons: 2
Coding region: 365-1837 (490 amino acids)
Biological process (GO): lipid catabolic process
Molecular function (GO): triacylglycerol lipase activity
Source: RefSeq, a predicted model, not a curated record
UUUAAUAGCGUAUAUCAAUUCGACCUAGAGAUGAUCCCCACCGUAAUAUCACCAACGUUGUCACCAACAUCGAAAUUCCGUGCUUUCACGUCAGCACCUCUUCUAUCUUAACUUGUUUCCCACGGAGUUCCGUGGAAUCUCACCUUUACUUCUCUACCACGACAUCGAAGAUAUGACCGGAAUAAGUAACCGUAUGGCACAUGGCCCAAUAGGAGACACAUCCACACAGGUAGCCACUAUGACCGACCAAUAUAUUCCUUUUCACAUAUAUAUAGCUGUGACUUCGACUUAGUUGUGCAGUAAAAUCUGUGCUACAUCAAGGACAACUAAUAGGCCAGGAUCGACCUAAGGAGAAUCAGUUAACAUGUGUUCUAUCAAGGCCUUGCUCGCCACUGCCUUAUUGACAGUGGCACAUGUCGAGGCUCAAGCGCCGUUGAAUGUUGAACAGUCGACAGGUUUCAACUCUAGCUUUGCUCUAUCGACUUCGCAAAUAGAAUCUGCAAACCUGUCCUCAACAGCAGCCAAUAACAUCAAUAUUGCUAUUAACUUCGACCGCUCCCAACUCGCCAACGGCGGUCCUGCUGAAGACAGCUUUUACGAACUCCCACCACUUUCUGGGACCCCAGUCCCAGGUACGCUUCUUAAGGUCCAAGAAUUCACAAACACAUCGUAUUUUGUUAUCCCUCCGAACACAGCGCUUUCGCGUAUCCUGUAUACGACCUCAAAUCUCAACGGAACCGUGGUCCCAGCUUCAGCAUUUAUCCUUUGGCCCUUCACGCCCAAGAGGUUUCAAGCGGGAAACUAUAGUGCAUCCACUAAAGCACCUGCCGUUGUCUGGACGCACGGUACAGAGGGGUUCUUCGCCUCGGCUGGCCCUUCGACGCACAGAGCGCUUUGGUAUGGCCACGACGGGCCCUUUGCCUUGGCCCUUGCAGGUUAUGCUGUCGUAGCGCCCGACUACGCUGGCCUUGGUAUUCACAAGUCCUGGGAUGGCAGCGACAUCCCCCACCAGUAUCUGAUGUCUCAAACAUCUGGGCACGACGCCCUCUAUGCCUUACAAGCAUCCCUCGAAGCAUUUCCCGAAGUCCUGGACGAACGUUUUGUGGUUAUGGGCCAUAGCCAGGGCGGUGGUGUUGCGUGGGGUGUCGCUGAAGUGCUUGAGGCCAAAGGUGACGGCGAGUUCAAGAGGUUGGCGAAAGGGUAUCUCGGUACAAUUGCCGCGAGUCCUACUACAAACGCGUUUAUCGGCCAAAUUGAAUACCUAUUACCGUGGAUUGGCAUGAUACUACCCAGUAUUUUCCCAGACUUCAAUAUUAGCGCGUGGCUGACCCCGCUGGGCAUCGCGCGAACGAAGCUCUUGCAGGAAGUUGAGGGCGGGAUUGCCGUUUCGACGCAGCUUUUCCUGUCGGGCGAUAAGAUCAUCCAGGACGACUACGACAAGACCUGGUAUGUCGAUGCAUACGGCAAGCUAGCAAAUGCGGGUGGCAAACCCUUCAAAGGGCCCCUACUUGUUAUUCAUGGGACGGAGGACUACUAUAUCCCCGAAAAUGCUACGGCUACGACUGUUCAGGCCACGUGCGAAGCCGUCCCUGAGGGAGAUCUAGAGUACUUGGUUGUGAAUGGAACGUGGCAUGUGCCUACUCUAGACGCCACGAGACAGACGUGGCUCAAGUGGAUUGAAGAUCGGUUUGAGGGCCGAGCGCUAGAGAAGACGGGUUGCGUCAAGUCUAGUCUGGAGAGUUUCUUACCGUUGGAACGUUACCAAGCUACAGGAAAGUCGUUUCCUCAAUUUGCUGGUUUACCGGAGUUUAACUACCAAGUACCGUUAGGACUAUGAAAAGGCAAGGCGGGAAUAUGAAUAUCUAGGCUGCUAGGUCAUUUUGAAAAAUGCAUCAUAUUAUUCGAAUAACCUACAGGGCUACCUGAGGAGCAUGUUAAAGCCAAGAUAGAUCUUGAGUACAGAAGCGUACCACUUCUUCCUAAC